AUGGGGGAAAAUACCGGAAAUAAUGUACAGAGCACCACCAGAGAAAACGUACAGAUCACCACAAGAGAAAAUGUAGCUGGAGUGAAGCUACUGAGCCGGAGAGGUCUUCUAUGUCAGACUACUCUUCCUCGUCGGACUGGUCUUCGUCAGACUGUGGUGGGUGACUGGUUGGAGGAGGAAGAGACAGUGGUUGGAGGAGGUGAGACUACUCUUCCUCGUCGGACUGGUCUUCGUCAGACUGUGGUGGGUUACUGGUUGGAGGAGGAAGAGACAGUGGUUGGAGGAGGUGAGGUCGAUUCUGCAAAGAGGGAUUUGAGAGUGGUUUAA
Ilex paraguariensis (yerba mate) is the source of this 327-nucleotide messenger RNA. The record is from the annotation of a GenBank genome assembly. NCBI's taxonomy places the organism in Eukaryota, Viridiplantae, Streptophyta, Magnoliopsida, Aquifoliales, Aquifoliaceae.